UACCCUCCACCGAACAGACUUUUUUCUCCUCUUCUUCUUCUUCUUCUUCUUCUUCUUCCCUCCCUCCUCUUCUCUCUCUCUCUCUCUGUAAAAGUCGCAGUUUCUCUCUCUAAAAGUGAGAGAAAAAGCUUCUCUCUCUCUCUUUUGCCAACCCUCGCAUUCAUUCUUUGCUUCUUCCUUUUAUAUAUCACGAGAUCCCCCACCCCCUUUCUCUCUUUUCCUCUUCCUUCAACUUAUAAUUCAACUCAAAACAUAUUGCAAUCCAAAAAGAGAAACCAAGAUUGUGUUGUGGGGUUUUAGGAAUGGCAAAUUCUGGAAACCCCAUCUUCGAAAUUAGUCUAACUGAUCGGUUGAGAAACUCUUCUCUCAAUUCCACUGAAGAUGGUACCGACAUUAACAAACCCGAUUUCAGAGAACUGGAUCUGGGUUCUUCAACCCGACCUAAUGGAUUUACAUGUAUUACUUCUACAAGUAGUAGCUCCAGUUCAUCUGGAUCAAUGUCCGGUCCUAACCGGUUUAAUACCAAUCAUUCCGGUGAGCUUUCCGGUUCAGUUGAGAGUUCACGUCGGUUUAAACCGGGUCAUACUCGGUCAAGGUCCGAUUCUCAUCCGUUAAUCUACUCCGGUAGAAGUUCUGUAAACUCCCCUGCUAUAAAUUCAUUUCCCACCGGCAAUAUCUGCCCUUCAGGUAAAAUUUUGAAAACCGCUGUUCCUAGUAGUAAACCUUUGAAGAUGGACGUUUUCGGGUCAAGAACCGGGAAUUACGGCCACGGAAGUAUAAUUCGGGGCGGUGGUGGGGUUGAUGCUGCCAAUGCCAAUGCCGUGAAAGAGAAAAAUUAUUCGCUCAAUGAUCCAGAAGAGUUGAAGAUAAUAGGGAAUGAGAAUUACAAGAAGGGUAAUUUUUCUGAGGCUUUAAGUUUUUAUGAUAAAUCUAUAUCGAUUUCUCCUGGAAAUGCUGCAUAUCAUUGUAAUCGGGCAGCUGCAUUGAUGGGUCUGAAACGGGUGGCGGAAGCUGUGAAGGAAUGUGAGGAAGCUAUUAGGCUGGAUCCUUCAUACUUUAGAGCGCAUCAACGGUUAGGAUCUUUGCUACUUAGUUUAGGACAGGUUGAAAAUGCCAGAAAUCAUAUGUGUAUCCUGGGGCAUCAGCCAGAUCAGGGUGAUUUGCUAAAGUUGCAGGCAGUGGAGAAACAUAUUGGAAAAUGCACUGAUGCCCGUAAGGUUGCUGAUUGGUGGAGUACAUUAAGAGAAGCUGAUGCAGCAAUUGCUUCUGGAGCUGAUGCAUCUCCCCAGCUGCAUGCAUGUAGAGCGGAAGCUCUUUUAAAGCUACACCAAUUAGGGGAUGCUGAAUUGAGCCUAUCAAAUGCUCGCAAGUCUGAAUCAUCUAUUUUGGGAUCCCAGUCAAAAAUUUUCGGGAUGCUUUCUGAAGCAUACCUACUUUUUGUUCAGUCUCAACUGGAACUGGCUUUGGGAAGGUGUGAAAAUGCACUUACCACCAUUGAGAGAGCUGGACAGAUUGACCCUCGAAGUAUUGAAGUUUCAGUUUUAUUCAAGAAUGUGAGGUUGGUGGGACGAGCUCGUGCUCGUGGAAAUGAUUUAUUUAAAUCUGAGAGAUAUACUGAAGCGUGUGCGGCUUAUGGGGAAGGUCUCAGGCUUGAUUCUUCAAAUGCAGUUUUAUACUGCAAUAGAGCAGCUUGCUGGUACAAACUCAGGCAGUGGGAGAAAUCAGUGGAUGAUUGCAAUCAAGCUCUCUGUAUUCAGCCAAAUUAUACUAAAGCCCUUCUUCGAAAGGCUGCCUCAAACACUAAGCUAGAAAGAUGGGCUGAAGCUGUUAGAGAUUAUGAAGUUUUGAGGAAGGCACUUCCAUAUGACAAUGAAGUUGCUGAUUCAUUGGUCCAUGCCCAAGUUGCAUUGAAGAAAUCAUGUGGAGAAGAUGUUUACAAUAUGAAAUCUGCUGAGGAGGUGAAGUUGGUUUUAGGUCUCGAGCAGUUUCGAGCUGCAAUCUCAUCACCUGGUGCAUCCAUAGUAUAUUUUGAAGCAGCAUCCAACCUACAAUGCAAGCAGAUAUCUCCAAUUUUACACACAUUAAGCACUAAAUAUGCUUCUGUAAAUUUUCUCAAGGUGGAUGUGGAUGAAAGCCCGGAAGUUGCUUCUGCUGAAAAUGUCACAGUUCUACCAACAUUUAAGAUUUACAAACAGGGCCGCUGCAUGAAGGAGGUGGUUUCUCCAAAUCCAGAGGUGUUAGAGUCCUUGGUGAGGCAUUAAGCUAUUUAAGAGCAUGAUUGAUAUGUAAUUUGCCUCUUCACGUAUUUGACUUCUCUGCUCUCUCCCCACCUUAGAGGAUGGAUUGAUAUUGCCUGUGACGUGAAUCAGAGCUACCAUGUCAUAAUCUCAUAGGAGCCAAUUCAAAAGCUGGUGUCCUUUAGAGCCAUGGCUUAGUUUCUGUUUUCAUCCUUCUAGUUAUUUAUUCAUUCCUCAUUGCUCUUGGCGUCCAACUUUUUCCAUCUCCUUUGUUUUCUUCCAUUUUUUUUUGAACACUUAUUAGGAUUUCCUCCCUAGUAUAAUCUAUCUUAUGUUUGAGGAGAACUAGUGAAACAUGUCAAAUUUAAUUUUUGGCCAUAUAGCUGAACACUUAAAGAGAAGUGGCUGGUUGGCUGACUGGUUGUAGAUGAAGAUCUACAAAUGUAUAUGUAUGAUCAUGUAUACACAACCAUUGGAGACGACGAAGGAAGGGAUAUUGGGCAUCAACAAUAUUGGACAUCUGGUUUGUACCUUACUAGGUUAGCUGAAGGAUGAAAAUGUUGAUGAUAUUGAUAUUGAUAUUUAUUUGAUAAAUUAUUCUAUAAUAAAGUUAAGUUUUUUUUCUUCCCAA
Messenger RNA from Solanum dulcamara, 2868 nucleotides. Its product is annotated as TPR repeat-containing thioredoxin TTL1-like. Gene Ontology annotation, molecular function: protein binding. Bases 303 to 2261 code for a protein of 652 amino acids. The transcript is spliced from 7 exons. The record is from RefSeq and is a predicted model, not a curated record. Lineage: Eukaryota; Viridiplantae; Streptophyta; Magnoliopsida; Solanales; Solanaceae. Gene Ontology annotation, cellular component: cytoplasm.